AUGCUCACCUUCAGGAGGGCCCUGGUUGCUGCGGGCUUCCUUAUCACCAUGCUCUUCCUCAUCUCUCGAACGCACACCACGAAGCCAUAUCAGGAGCCACUGCCCCCGAAAGAUGCUACGGAGGUGCAACAAAGCGUAAAGGACGAAGGGCAGACGAAAACUGGAUACGCCCCGACUACCCCUGUCUCGACCUCGAGUUCCGCCAAGGUGGCUCCCGCAGUUGCUGAGAAGAGGCCCCAGCCCGGACAGCAAUUGCUGCAGGACUUAUCACGGGCACCACUGAAGGACCGGCUCGCAUACCAAUUCCCCUACGACGUUGAGUCCAAGUUCCCCGCGUACAUCUGGCAGACCUGGAAAUACACGCCGGCAUCUGGUGAUUUUGGGGAGAGCUUCCGUCCGGCUGAGGCAAGUUGGUCGGAGAAGCAUCCAGGUUUCAUACAUGAGGUCAUCACGGAUCAGGUUGCGGUGCAUCUUCUGCGGCAUCUGUAUGCCUCGGUGCCGGAGGUUCUCGAGGCCUACAACUCCCUUCCCCUUCCCGUGCUGAAGGCCGACUUCUUUCGCUACCUAAUCCUACUGGCCAGAGGAGGCAUCUACUCUGAUAUCGACACGCAUGCCAUCAAGUCGGCCGCCGAUUGGCUCCCGGACAGCGUUCCCCGGGAGGCCAUCGGACUGGUGGUCGGUAUUGAAGCAGACCCCGACAGGGAGGACUGGGCACAGUGGUACUCACGCAGGAUCCAGUUCUGCCAAUGGACCAUCCAAGCGAAACCAGGGCACCCGGUCCUCCGCGACGUUGUUGCCAACAUCACACUCCGGACCCUGCAGAAGAAGAAGGACGGAUCGUUGAAGUCCUUCCAAGACAAGAAUGUCAUCGAGUUUACUGGGCCCGCUGUAUGGACGGAUGCCAUCUUUGACUAUAUGAACGACGAGAAGUAUUUCGACAUGAACACUGGGAGUGGCAACAUUACGUGGAGGGAUUUCACCGGCAUGACGGCCCCUAAGAAGGUUGGCGAUGUUGUCGUCCUGCCCAUUACGAGUUUUAGUCCGGGGGUAGGACAGAUGGGAGCCGGGGACUAUGAUGAUCCGAUGGCUUUUGUCAUGCAUGAAUUUGAGGGAACUUGGAAACCAGAGAGCGAACGGCAUAUUGGCGAAGAAACAGCCUCUUGA
Messenger RNA from Amorphotheca resinae ATCC 22711, 1164 nucleotides. RefSeq names its product glycosyltransferase family 32 protein. The record is from RefSeq and is a predicted model, not a curated record. The coding region runs from base 1 to 1164 and encodes 387 amino acids. Gene Ontology annotation, biological process: protein N-linked glycosylation. NCBI's taxonomy places the organism in Eukaryota, Fungi, Ascomycota, Leotiomycetes, Helotiales, Amorphothecaceae. Gene Ontology annotation, molecular function: alpha-1,6-mannosyltransferase activity. The transcript has 2 exons. Gene Ontology annotation, cellular component: mannan polymerase complex.